GAAAAAGAGCAUAGGCAAACAACUGACUCCUGACACCCGAAUAUACGAAGGAAUGGGCUUGUAUCCUUGGCUGGCAAUCGACCGAGGAGAAGGAAAACCUAUUGCUGCCUUGAGGAUAUACCCAAACAUGGGAAACCCUACCAGGGUUAAACUACGAAAAAAAAAAGUAGUUUAUGACCCCUAGGCAGCUUAAUGAAUGCAGUGCUAUAUACUAGAAGAAUAAGCUGUAUCGACACCUGCUGUUCCCAUGGACCUCUCAGCUGCGUGAAGAGAAGGGCGUCGAUGACCGGACUCCUGACUCAUAUCUAAGAGAUAAACAUAGUCGUCUUACAACUACAGAAGGCGAAUGAUUCAAUUUCCUGUUACAAUCAAUUUUAGCGAAGCGAACAUAGUGUUGCAUUGUUAUACACAUAUUGGGCAUUCGCCUAUUAAAGGAAUCAUACAUCCCGAUCUUGUGUGAUGCGGGACAUGUUCUACGUCAUAAUGAAUUACGCACACCAAGAGUUGCGAUAGCAUGGAAGCCAAAACAAGGAUUUACCACAAUGAUGCUCGUAUUAAUAGGCGCCACACCUUCAUGGAGGACCUCAGAACAGUGGACACCAGGUGGGAGGAGGUUUUAGACAUUGCCAGUGACAGAUCUUUAUGGAGACAGCUUGCCGCCCAAUGUGCCGAACGGCGCGGGAGGACCUAAGUCUAAAAACGAUGCUGGUAACCUAACGAUGAGACCACCAGGAGCUAUAAAUUUUCAUCCAUACUCUGGAAAGUAUCGAUCAACAAAAAUCAGCCAGCCAUGAAAUCAAAACUUGUCGCCUCCAUUGAUCUAAUCAAAUUAAUAUUGACCAGUAAGCCAGUGGAUUUCCACAUAUCUUUAAUUUUAGUUCAAUUCAAUUUCAGAAAGUUUUGUGACAAUACGCGACGUAAAAAAACUUUGUAUUUUCUUGUUCAUAUCUCUUGACGUUUCUCACAUUACUCUAAAACGGAUGUAGUGAUAUACUAAGAUGUGAUUCUUACAUUUCUCUAAAUUGUUCGCAACUUUUCUUUGUAAUUGAAAGAUGUGGCAAAAAUCCAAAUCCGAUUGAAAACUAUGACAUUUUAAUGGGUUCUAAUUAGAAAAGAAAUUCCAAGAUACCGUUUCUUUUAUUUGGUCAAUACAUUUUAAAAGAAAACUAUUUUAAAUGUUUGUGUAAUCAGGAGAACGGUACUGAAAGUAAAUAAUUACAUGAAUUGAAUCAACAAAGAAGAAGCGUUGUAUUAUAAUGUUAGUGAGUGAGAUAUAUGUAAUUAUUGUUAUAUUAAUUACGUGUUUUUAUCUACACGGUUUGUUAUGUCAGACAAACGGCAUGAUCAAAGCGACAUUCAAGUCUUACGCAAACCUGAGUAGCUUUGGACAGGUGAUAAACCAAGGCACCAAUCAUUCCAGACUCUGGUGUGCCUUCCAAUGUCUGUCUAACGCAAACUGCACAGGUUUCAGGUACAGACAGACUUGUCAGAUUGUGGACAGCAACGUCAAUACAAGUGUCUUGAAUUUCUCCAGCGGUGAUGACGUGUUAAGAAAGCGGAAAGUCUUCCUUCGAGACUUAUGUUACAAUCCAGUGAAUUUGUCGAUGUACAGCUUGAGUAAACUACCAGUGAGACUCACUUUAGGCGACAUGGUGUACCUCAGGGCGACUUUGGUCAAGCACGGCGAUGUCAGGGUGACCCUCUUCGAGCAGCUCGACCAACUGAACACCACCUACGAGUUCCGCGCCAGGUGCACCACCUCCGCCUGCGGGAACAAGUACGUCACCAUCAGCAACAGGUACGACGGCACCUGGAACAUGAGUACCUACAGCAGCAUCCCGGCGUACAGCCUGGCGGUCAACGAGACCUUUGAGUACCACAUGCUGGUGACUUCACAGGGCCUGGUCACUUACCUGAAAAACGUGUACCAAUACACCCUGAGUACUUUACUGUCAUACUCCGGUGUCAACUAUGUCGUGCUAAGUGGAAACAUUCAAGUGGAAGAAUUUAGUUUGUAGUUGUGGGUUAUAGUAAAUGCAUAGAUUUUGGGUAUCCAUUUUUUUUUCUGCCACAGCUCUGUUAAUUGUACAUAAGAAAUGGUCACAAAUGUUAUUAGUUGCUGAUUAAUAAAACUAAUUUGGUAAACCAAUGAUACACGUUAAAAUGUCAUUUUGUUCACUUCAGUGAUAUCAAACACAAAAACAAUCACAGCUAUGAUAAAACUCAAAGACUUUAUAACACUUACAGGGGCGGACUGGCUAUAUGGGCAUUCGGGCAAAUGCUCGGUGGGUCGGUAUCCAAAUGGGCCGGUGGGACCACAGUAAGUAUCUUCUUUUUUUGAAAUCACGUCUGUAUUUUAUAAGAUAAGGGCCGCAUGGAUGUCACUAUUAAAUUGUUAAAUUUUUCAUAGUAUUCCUUUUUCAGGGGAAGGGGCCUCUGAGCGAAGUAUUUUCUUUAAAAUCUUUUACAGACUCUACUAAGGCCUACUUAUUUAAUCGAACACAUUUUACGAAAUAAUGUAAUAGCCUACAUCGGCAGAGCUUCAUCCUUUUAGGGCCUAUACACUUUACGAUUAAAAAACAACAUAAAGUCUUUAUUCCUUAUAAGGGCAUAGUGUUCACUGUAAGCAUGUGCACAUCUAUCGAUACAUUAUCAAAUUUAACAUAAUGAUUUUGAGGACAGGUAGACUUAGAACUUUAUGUCCAUCAUACAAUAUACAAUUUAUGGGCCGGAUGGUUUAGAAAUGCCCGGGCCGGUUUUGAUACCCAGUCCACCCCUGGACGCUUGGUACAACAUACCCUCACAACCAGUCACUUUACACCAUAGGAAGACAAGCACUCAAAGCAAUACGCUCUCUACCUAACUACCUAAUUAUCUCUAUGUCAUGAAGGAGAAGUUGAACAGUACAACGCUCUAGCAAAUAAAGAUUUCAUUGUUAGUGGAGUGUGUUCA
This is a messenger RNA of Biomphalaria glabrata, 2952 nucleotides long. RefSeq lists its product as uncharacterized. Bases 1257 to 2018 code for a protein of 253 amino acids. The transcript is spliced from 4 exons. The record is from RefSeq and is a predicted model, not a curated record. NCBI's taxonomy places the organism in Eukaryota, Metazoa, Mollusca, Gastropoda, Planorbidae.